Messenger RNA from Musca domestica (house fly), 1069 nucleotides. RefSeq lists its product as uncharacterized. Lineage: Eukaryota; Metazoa; Arthropoda; Insecta; Diptera; Muscidae. Gene Ontology annotation, molecular function: transmembrane monodehydroascorbate reductase activity. The record is from RefSeq and is a predicted model, not a curated record. The transcript is spliced from 3 exons. Bases 333 to 1067 code for a protein of 244 amino acids.
GCCGUCAACAUUAAUCAGUUCCAAAAUAACAUAAGAUGAUGAGAAACUCCUCCCCAUACAUCAAUAUCUUCGCUAGAUAUGUAAAGUUGCUUUUCUUCUUCUUCUCCUCCUGCUUCCUACAACGAUCUCCUUUGCCGUUUGCAUAUCAAAAAAAGAUUGCACCACUUGUUUUUUUGUUUGUCUAUUUGUUUUCUCUUCAUUUGAAUGAUCGAUGAUGAUAAGAAGCCGAAAGAAAACUCCCAAUCAGUAGCGAGGGCUUUGAUAUCGAGACAUAUUCUGCCAGGUGAUUAGUUGUCGAAGAAUAUUGAAUCAUUUCAGAUCAAUGCAAGAGAAUGCGUCAGACGGGGAAAAUUGUCAUCAAUAAAGUGGAGAAGCAGAAAUCUCCCCCUCGACCAGGCCAGUUGGUUGUGACAAAAUGUCAAAUUUUGGAAUUUUUGCUGAUCUCCCUAAAUCGCCUGCUAAUGGGUUUUGUUUGCCUCUAUAUGUGUUGGAUGUGCCUGCGUUUGCCGUUGCAGGAAAUACCAUUUCAUGCUGUGUUUUGCACAAUUGGAUUUGUUUGCCUGAUGUCUGAGGGCCUCAUGGCCUAUUAUCGUGCCAAUGCCCGCACCAAAUUCUGUGAUCGUUCUCAGAAAACCAAAACCCAUUGGAUUUUGCAGUUAUGUGGUUCCAUAUUGGGUUUAGUUGGAGUUGCCAUCAAAAUUGGUAUUGAGGAGAAACAUUUCCAUAGCGUACAUGGAAUUGUGGGUCUCAUCACAUCCGUAAUGCUACUGUUCACCCUUCUCAGUGGGCUUAGUGCCCUCUAUGCCCACGAAAUGAAAAGCAUCCAGCCCAUGUUGAAUAAAACGCUGCACAACAUUUGGGGUCUAUUGACCUACACGCUGGUAAUGCUGAGCAUGUACACAGCCUAUGAUACGAAUAUUUUCAUCGAGUACUCCUUGGAUGCAGCGACCUAUAACGAUUUUAAAUGGUUAAUACAAAUUAGUAUCGGUAGCAUAUGGCUACUUACCAUCUAUGGACCGAUAUGGUGUCUCGUCUAUAUGAAGCUGUGGGGGAGUAGUUGUUGUUAAGU